CAACAACUGGAUAACAUGAAAAUGGUUCGAUGAAGAAGGAUAUUCCAUUGUUAGACCUCACCAAACAAACAGUUCAACUUCAUGGUUACAUCUUCCGAAAAGGACGAUAUGCUUGGCAGUGCGACGUCUCGACCUGAGAACAUCAGUCUCGUUGCUCCCAAAGAACGAAUAGAUUACACUUUGGUGGAGGAGAUGUUUUCAAGGCUCGCUACAGACGAUGAGUUUGAAAGAAGAGAGGUUGUCCACGAAAUCUCCUCUCACAUCCUAGAAAUGGCCAAGUCUGAGCUCCAUAGUGUAAAGUUGUUCUUGAGUACGAUACUGCGGUUAGCGCACAGAGCCCCUUUUACUGAAAUAUCUGACGGCAUGAAGGACCUUCUCGGUAAUCUUGAGUCGCUUGGUCUUCAAGUUCCAAGGGUGCGCUUCAGGAAGGGUCCUUCGUUCUACAUACCAAAAGACAAAGUACCAAAACUUGACGAUGUCAAAUCAGAGGCAUGGCCGAUGUUCAAAGAUGCGUUCAUGAACGACGCGCGGGUGUCACACAUGGUACAAGUGAUGGGACUACACCCCAAGUACCUCGUUCACUGGAUUCAGACUCACCACCAUUUAAUGAGAGAGUGUAAUGGUGUGUUACCUCGACAUUACCGGGCUUACAUUGCUAUCAUGGCGUCAGCUCGGCACAACUGCCUGUACACAGUGAACCUGUUAGAACGGGAAUUUCUCUGUUUUGGAGGAGAUCAGGAGUGGUUAGAAGGACUGAAGAACGCUCCUAAAAAACUACAAAACCUUACCACAGUCAACAACAUACUUUGUCACAAGCCUUGGGCCCUCACUUCCCAACACAUGCAGGACCUCCUAACGGGUCCAGAUUCGUGGUCCCGACCAGAGUUGACGCAAGCAGUCACCAUUGUGUGUCACAUCCACGCGCUCACUACCUUCGUGUUGGGUUGUGGUCUUACUCACGAGAUAGACAGUAUUGCUGGUCAUAACUACGGGAGUUCGGGCUACUGUACUCCUGUUCAUUCAUACCCAAACUCCCCACAAGUCGACUCGGGAGAUGACGAUUUGCUGGCUGACCCUGAGAACAAUGGUAACCCGAUAAUGUUUGAAGAUAUCUACACAAGACUCCUACAGGAGGACGGUAGCCCUCGUCUGAUACAGGACGUCAAUCAUCAGAUAUUCACAGAUCUUAUCGAGCAGCAAGCCACGAGUUCUGGGGGAUCACGAAGGAAAACAAGCGCGUUAUCUCACUAUAUGAUCGACCCUGAAAUGGAGUACGAGAAAAUAGAAAUGGUGCACGGUAACCAGAGUCAAGCAAAACAAGACCGCGUUUUUGGGGAGGAGUUAGAUUGGGAAGAAAUGGGAUAUCCCUGCUGUAGGAACUUAGACGAAGUUUUGGCUGAUAUCCUGAACAGAAAGUUCGAGAUCAUCCAAGAACUAACCUAUCACACAAUGGGCGGCAAGGAGAACAUUGACACGUCAAAACUUCGAAGUUCCGUGUGGUACUACGUCCACAGACUCUGGGGCAUCUAUUACUACAACGUGGAUUACAGUAUGAUCUCAGAGCUCCUUCCCCCUGGUUUCAGAGACUAUAUUUUUUGCACCACAUGCGUGCCAGAGCAACUUAAGGAGGACAUUUUUAACAAUUGGGAGUCCAAACGUGGGUUCACUCAUUCUGAAAAGGUCCACUUUUGCCUGAUCAUCAUGGAGGCCAGGUUCCAAGCCGAGUACUGCUUCGCUCUCAAAGCCUUAAGUUCAUACUGAAUGCCUUCUACGGAGAUACAUUAAAGAAGUCUAACUCACAUAAGUUUGGUAUUUCACGUGAGGGGUAAAUGAGUAGUGAUACGUUUUGAAGAGAAAAAGAGAUAAAGAAAAUAUGUUUUUUCUUAGAGGUGGUGUUAUGUUGGGUUCAGUGAUAGUAAGUUAAAUCUGUGGUCAGCAGUUAUCUUCACGACACGUGACAAGAUGUCCGGUCACGUGGGGUGACGUCAUGUCACGUGGUAUCCAUAGAAUAUGGGCAUGAGACUAUCUGUCCCGUUAUAUUUGAAUAUUUUGACCACAGAGUUAAAUUGUAUCUGUGGUGUUGUCGAAUAUUUUGUCAAAACGUGAAUAUUGGUGCCCAGUGCAAGUGUGCUUUAGAAUAAAUGUUCAGUUUAAUUCAGUUGCAAGAACCGCACCUCUCCCGGGCAUCGAUUGUGGUAUGCAGUGACUGCGCAACUUUACAAUAGACAAUUCAACACCGACAGUUAUAUUCACGUUCUACGUGUUAAGUCAAGUCGCACGAUUUAUACGAUGAUCUUCAUUGCAGUGCUCUCUCGAAAUAAAGAAUGAUAAUCCUUUAUAGAUAUUAUACUUUUAGUUACGAACAAUGAAAUGUGAUUUUGUCUCUUUGAUUAUAUGAUGUGGAUUGUGGGUUGCUCGUUAUGUUGUGUUUCGAUCUGUGUCGUUUUCGCAGCAGUUAACUUUGUGUAGCUGCACGUGUAAUGUGUGGGAUUGAGAACUGAUGUAAUCAAGAAAAUUUCAGUCAGUCAAUUUAAAGUCUUGGUCCAGUUAGCAAAUUAAACUUGACCUUUUUAAUCGUUUUUACUGUUGUAAUUAUCUUUGGGACCCCCUCAGCAAAUAUGGAUAGAAGAUUUAAUUAGAUUUUUCCCUUUGGCACAAUGCGAGAGAAAUAUAAAUCCAUUCAUUAUUUUGGCAGUUAUAAUAUUCUUCAUCACAAAAUUUCUGACCCAGUCAAAUUAACAACAAAGUCCCAUUAAAUUCAUGACUUGAUCUUUUCCCAUUUUUGUUGCUGGGGGUCUCAUUAAAAUUUGUAAUCGUAACCGACUCUUAUGUAACGAUAAAUAUAUGAGUGUAUCGUGAAAUGAGUUAAACGCGCUUAUAAGAGGUUUCUUUCACUGUUCAAGAAAUUAUCACCAGCUUGCCAUGCAAAGAAUCCUCAACUAAGCGUUGAGGCGAUCUUGAAAGGUUCAUCCUCGAUUAACCUUAAUCCUUUCAAUUUAUCAAUAUGUCAUAUGACAUGUUUUUACAAUAAAAUACUGAUUUGAUCAAGACUAAGCUUGAUCAAGUCAAAUAUUAUUUAAUGUCUGUGGUUAUGUAAAUGUAAACUGUUUUUGUUCGGUCAUGAAACUAAUUUUUGUACGCUAUAAAUAUCGAUAAUUGACAUAGACUUUAUGUGCCGUUUCCGGUUAUUCAGUUAUCUGAGAUUUUAUUUGAAAAAGGUUUGAUUGAAAUAAAACAGCUUAUUUCGCUAGCCUUGGGAACCUAUUAUACAACUUUUUUUUAUUUUACUCAGCGUGAUUUUAAUAUUUGGUCUGAUAAGACAUUUCGAUUGUCCGAUACCCUGUCAGUUGGAAUAUCAGAUUUCCAGCCAUUUUGAAGCAUGCUAGUUUGUAAAAUCACAAAAUUCCCAGAUGUGACUAUUGUAUAUAUAUUUCAUCUCAGAAAGACUCUGUACCCUUGGUACUUGCGUGAAUUACACAUUGUGUGAUAUCUUUGCGAUUUAAUAAAAAUUCAGCACGUUUAAGAUCAUAAUAUUUAUCAUAUAGUAUGAUAUUAUCCGGUUAAGAGGUGGACAGGGUUUCGAUAAUCCGCUUGAUUUAAUUUUUAAAUUGGUUUAAUUAUAUUACGGGGUUUGUAGUUGAGAUUUUUGUUUGAAUUUAAGCCUUGAAAUGCUUUAAAUGUAUGAUAGAGGCGAAGUCAACCGAAAAUACCGAUUUUUUACUUUGAUAUGUUGGUAAUACAUAUUUUGACGUCACCACUGAACAGAAAAAGGCCGCGGCGAUUUCAUUUCCGGAGGUUCUUUCACUUCUGAUUGUGCAUAACAUGAAAAGUGAAAAGAUGGCCAAUUAAGUUCAAUCUAUCUGACAAUUAAUGAUGAUUUAGUAUUCGGUAAAUUUUCACCCCCGGAAAUAAAUAUCUGCGGUUCCCGUUACCAGUGGAAGCUUUAGUACGGGCAGCGAAAGUAGUACGACCAGUGAACGUAGUGCGAUGAAUUGUCUGGCAUUGUAGGCAUCAGCUCUAUUUUGGGAGUUUGAUGCUCAUUUCGGGAAAGUCUCAACCGUAACUGUUAAUUUUAAUUUUAACGACGAAAAUGUGAUGACCUCACUUUCUGUCGAUUAUUUUGUACGUUGAGACUUUCCCGCGUUGUUACAAAAAUUUCGGACUUGUGAUCUUAACUAAUAUUUGCAGAAAAUUCA
Messenger RNA from Bolinopsis microptera, 4196 nucleotides. RefSeq names its product sestrin-1-like. NCBI's taxonomy places the organism in Eukaryota, Metazoa, Ctenophora, Tentaculata, Lobata, Bolinopsidae. The coding region runs from base 82 to 1761 and encodes 559 amino acids. Gene Ontology annotation, biological process: regulation of response to reactive oxygen species; positive regulation of macroautophagy; cellular response to leucine starvation. Gene Ontology annotation, cellular component: nucleus. The transcript is spliced from 16 exons. The record is from RefSeq and is a predicted model, not a curated record. Gene Ontology annotation, molecular function: L-leucine binding; oxidoreductase activity, acting on peroxide as acceptor.